AUGUCGACCGCGAAAGUGAAGACCGGCCAGCUCUGGGGCAAGAGCAAAGAUGAACUCGUGAAGCAGCUUGAUGAAUUAAAGACCGAAUUAGGUCAGCUCCGAGUUCAAAAGAUUGCUGGCGGUGCUGCCUCAAAACUUACCAGAAUGUGCGUCAAAAGGGCCUAUACCGAGCAGAUUUUGAAUUGUGCUCUUAAAAGAUUAGUGAGCUGA
Uncinocarpus reesii 1704 is the source of this 210-nucleotide messenger RNA. Its product is annotated as 60S ribosomal protein L35. The record is from RefSeq and is a predicted model, not a curated record. Bases 1 to 210 code for a protein of 69 amino acids. Gene Ontology annotation, biological process: maturation of LSU-rRNA from tricistronic rRNA transcript (SSU-rRNA, 5.8S rRNA, LSU-rRNA); translation. The transcript is spliced from 2 exons. Lineage: Eukaryota; Fungi; Ascomycota; Eurotiomycetes; Onygenales; Onygenaceae. Gene Ontology annotation, cellular component: ribosome; cytosolic large ribosomal subunit. Gene Ontology annotation, molecular function: structural constituent of ribosome; mRNA binding.